AUGAAAUUCAAUUCUACUACACGGAACUCAUCUCCUCUCGAAUGGAAACAUCAAAAUAUAGAUUAUGAAUCCUUGAGAACCGCAAUCAGGCAUGCCGCAAAUAACAGGCAAAAAGCUAUCAAUAACUCUGCUAUUGAAAAUCACACAUCAGAUAAUGUACCCUUCCCUUUAUUGAAUUUACAAAACUCCUUUAUUCAACAAUUUCAAAAUAUUAACUUAUUUGUGUCCUUAAAGGUAAAGGAAUGCUCCACAAGGAUACUAUCUGUUGAAUCAUCAAUUUUAAACUAUUUUGAGAGAUUAGAAGUUGAUGUUGUCGAUAACCGCAAAGAUACAUCGUUGAUACCGUCUAUUAAAUCCUUGAAAAAAAAUCUAUACCUGAUAUACAGUCAUGUUAAUGAUAUCAGUACCGAGUUACAGACAUUAUCAAGAUUCUUAAUAGUACAGAAAAUUACCUUAAAGAAAUUACUUAAAUAUUUACUGAAAUCAUAUCCGACGGAGUUUAAAAACGAGGCCGAUCAAUUAGUCAAAAACCUUCAGGAUUCUAAAACCUAUUCCUACGGUUAUGAUGGCAUAUCUUUUAUUAAUGUAGAUUUAGAUUCUUAUCUUCUAGAAAUUUCUUUGAUAAUUGACGUUUUGGGUGAUUUAGAAUUGAAAAUCAAUACUAUACUAGGUACUACAUCUGGAAGUGGUAGGAACAAUAUUUAUCAAAAAUCAUCUUUACUAAAUUCUGUUAAUAGUUAUCAUCAUCUUCAUGAUAAAAGAUAUCAUAAUGACGUACCGUCUCGCUCCUCUACCCCUCUGUCCAUAGGGACAAGUUUAACUGCUAAUUAUGAUAGUAAAGUUCCAAGAAUUCAAUCUGAAGUGGAAUUUGAUGAAAUAUUUANGGAUAAGUGUAGUUUAAUCCAAAGAUUAUUGAUUUCUUCAGAUAAUAUGGAACAAUUUAAGUUCAUGUUAUUAUCUAAUGAAUUCAGAAUUAUAGAUGAUAAAGUUAUAUCAACAUCAAAAGAAAUUAUUCAAUCAGCAAGCACAGAUGCAAAAAUGACUUCUCCUUUUCCUUCUCCGAAUUCUCAGGCUGAUACUAUUGAAAGACCAAGAUUAAAUGUUAAAUCCAAAUCUAAAUCAAUUAGAUCUGUUAGAUCUUUCCAAAAUAUUAAUCCAAAUUUACCCUUAAUAAAUAGAACUAAAUCUGCAUCUACAUCAUCCUUGAAGGCUGAUAAUAAUGAUGCUUCCAUUGCAGUGACUCCCGGUAGUAAAUCAAAAUUGCAACUUUGUCAAUCUAAUUUGAUUAUCUCAAUCCUAGAUACUGAUGAAAAUUCAUUUCAACAACCUUCAUUUAUGACCAACGAAACAAUUAAUCAAUAUCCUAAUCUUAUACUGCAUCACGAAGAAAAUCAUACGAACAUUGAUGCUAAGAGUAGUUGUAUUGUAAUGUGUAAUGUUGGUGGAUUAAGAGAUCAUGUUGUAUCUAGCAAUUUGUCAUUGAAUUUUAUCAGUGAUCUUAUACAAGAUCCUGCAGGUUGUAAUACUAAUGACAUAAAGAAUUCAUAUCCAUUAGACAAAUUAAUAAUAGAAUGGUUCAAAACACGUCGACUCAAUUAUUCAAGCGUUUUAGGUGAAAUCCAUUUGAAAAGAACCCGUUUCAUUUGUCCCAAGGAACAUUGCAUAUUCAUGAUAACAAUAAAUGAAGAGAUUUCAAAUAAUGAUAGUAUUUUUCCUCAUUCCAUUGUUGAAAUCAAAAAGUUAAACAUCAUAUCAGAAAAUAAUAACUCACAGAAUAACAUGACUAAUAAUAUCAAAGAUAGAAAAAUUAUAAAGCUUUUCGAAAGUUUAAUAUCAAAUAAUUUCCAAUGUUUCCCAGUCGAUUCGAAUUUCACACUUUGGAGGAUUUGCUACCAAGUUUUAAAAUUGAAAACACUAAGACCGGAUAACAAUACUAAUGUCCAUAUUGCAAAAGAUGAACUCUUUGAAAUAUUAUUAUCGAACGACUAUACUCUUUCUCCGAAUGAUUCCUUAUCAAGUGAUGAAUUUUUCCAAUUAGGUUAUGACCGAUUACUCAGCUUAUGUUCCUCAUCCUUUAGGGCAACCAUCCAAGGAAAAGACCAUCAUGAUCAUCAUACUGCUUCAAGUAUUGCGUCAUCAUCUCGACAUGACGAACAUGAAAAAACUUCGCAAUUGGCAAAACCUAGAAUUAGAUAUUGGAAUGAAUUUGAUGCUGCUGAAGAGGAAGGAGAAGAUGCUACAGGUAGCCAGAAUAAUAAUACUCUCUUCCAAGAUGAAGAAUCCCUGGAAUCGAAUUCAGAUUAUGGUUUCAUUAAAUUCAACAAAAACUUUAUAAAUUCAAUGUUUAGAACAUUUUCCAAGAUAAGAAAUUCUAUUAUAUCAAAUACUUUGACGAAGCCAAACCAUUUACCAGCAUAUCAGCAAUUAGCUCCCAAUCAAAUUAGAAAUUAUGGCUCCGUAAGUUCAUUAGAUUCUCAGGUUACAACGAAUUCAAUAAAUUAUGAUACAAGCCUUGGAACUUUUCUCAAUAUCAAUAACAAUAAAAAUGGUAACAAUAACUACAAUAUUAAUACUAAUGCUAGUAAUGACAGCGAAAGCGAUAGUGAUGAUGAUGUAUUUGACUCUGAGUCAGUUUAUGAAUACAAGCAUGACCAAGUUAUAACUGUAUUUUAUCUUGCAUCAUUAUUAAUAUCAUGCCUAACUUCAGGAUUAUGUUUAGGUAUAAUAUUGGCAUUAUUUCGUGAAAAUGAAAACGAUGAUAUUAUUGUAUUCGAUGGUAUCAACGCAGUCAUUGUUGUUAUCAUUGUUUCUUUAUUAAUCUCAUUGAUUUUGAUUUGUAUGUCUCUAUUGUUGCUAUUUAGUAGAUUCACCUUUGCACCGGCUUGGCAUUAUAUUAGUUGUUUCAUCCUAUUCGUUGUUGUGAUUUGUACUGUUUGUUACGGUAUUAUAGAAAUAUUUUAUUGA
Naumovozyma dairenensis CBS 421 is the source of this 2964-nucleotide messenger RNA. RefSeq names its product Vtc5p (gene VTC5). Lineage: Eukaryota; Fungi; Ascomycota; Saccharomycetes; Saccharomycetales; Saccharomycetaceae. The coding region runs from base 1 to 2964 and encodes 987 amino acids. Gene Ontology annotation, biological process: vacuole fusion, non-autophagic; vacuolar transport; polyphosphate metabolic process. The transcript has a single exon. The record is from RefSeq and is a predicted model, not a curated record. Gene Ontology annotation, cellular component: vacuolar transporter chaperone complex; fungal-type vacuole membrane.